Hydractinia symbiolongicarpus is the source of this 2629-nucleotide messenger RNA. Its product is annotated as acyl-coenzyme A synthetase ACSM3, mitochondrial-like. Bases 175 to 1992 code for a protein of 605 amino acids. Gene Ontology annotation, molecular function: fatty-acyl-CoA synthase activity; fatty acid ligase activity. Gene Ontology annotation, cellular component: mitochondrial matrix. Gene Ontology annotation, biological process: fatty acid biosynthetic process; acyl-CoA metabolic process. The transcript is spliced from 17 exons. The record is from RefSeq and is a predicted model, not a curated record. Lineage: Eukaryota; Metazoa; Cnidaria; Hydrozoa; Anthoathecata; Hydractiniidae.
AAAUCCAGGGCAAAAAACAUAAUCGGGCCAUGCGUACAUAAUCCGGCCGUCCUGUUUAUAAGCAGGCUUCGGUCACAUUAAAAGAUCUUUAAUUUUUGUAAACAAAACAAACCCCCUUCGUUGGCAACACCAUGUGCUUUUGAAUUUUUACAUCAGGUUACACUUGCGAGAGCAAUGGUUGCAUUCAAUGGUUUAAAACUUUGCAUUAAAUCCAGAAAUUUUCUCCCAUUGCUAAGAAGAAGUGAAGUUGCAUGUUUGUUAUUACAGACCAGAAAAACACACCAUCAGCUGCCUUGUUACAAAGCUGAAAAAUCAGCAGUUGGCUUUGACAAUUAUGAGGAUGAAUUAAAACAGUUCAAGCUCGAAGUACCUGAAUACUUUAAUUUUGCUAAAGACGUUUUAGGAGAAUGGUGCAAAAAGGAGAAGAGUGGUAUUCGAAAUGCUGUCCCACCUGCAUUCUGGUGGGUUGAUGAUUUUGGCAAUGAACUGCAAUGGGGUUUUGAAGAGUUAUUGCAAAAGUCUAACCAAUUAUCAAACAUUCUUUCUGAUUUCUGUGAUGUCAAAAAAGGUGAUUGUGUCAUCGUGAUUUUACCAAGAUUACCAGAGUGGUGGCUUGUCAAUAUAGCCUGUUUACAAACCGGUGCCAUAAUAAGUCCUGGGACUAUAUCUUUAACAGCAAAUGAUAUACGCAAUCGUCUACAAACAUCAAAAGCAAAAUGCAUUAUAAGCAUACCUGAAGUAGCAGAACUUGUUGAUGAGGUAGCCCACACUGUACCGUACUUAAAAAGUAAACUUAUUGUUGAUCCAGUUGAUAAGUACAGACACAAGUGGUUACCUCUCAAACAGUUAAUGAAGGAUGCGUCAACUACAUACACUUGUUUAGAGACAAGAAGUGAUGAUCCAAUGUCUUGGUUUUUUACGAGUGGUACAACUGGAUAUCCUAAGAUGACAGAGCAUAGUCAUGUUAGUUAUGGCUUGGCACACAAGUUGACAGGAAAGUAUUGGUUAGAUCUGGAAUCAAAUGAUGUUAUGUGGAAUGUAUCAGACACAGGCUGGGCAAAAUCUGCUUAUUCGUCAUUUUUCGCUCCAUGGUGGCAAGGAUCAUGUGUUUUCGUCCAUCACACACCACGGUUUGAUAUAAGAAAAACAUUAGAAAUCAUGCAGAAGUAUCCCAUUAGUGUUGUAUGUUUGCCGCCAACAGCAUAUCGCAUGAUGAUACAAGAGGAUCUAUCAAGCUACACAUUCAAAGCUCUUCGUCACUGUGUAUCUGCUGGUGAACCAUUAAAUCCAGAUGUAAUUGAGAAAUGGAGUGAAAAAACUGGAUUAGUGAUAAGAGAAGGUUAUGGACAAACAGAAAUGACACUGAGUUGUGGAAUAUUUCGAUGUCUGGAUGUAAAACCUGGUUCUAUGGGAAAACCCGUUCCUGGUUACGACAUACAGAUUAUCGAUAAAGAUGGUGAAAUGGUUGGUACAAAUAUGGAAGGAGAUGUAGCUGUGAAUUGUGCGCCACAACGCCCAGUUGGUUUGUUUACAAAAUAUGUGAAUGAUGAAGAGAGGACGGCUGCUGCAUUUCGGGGAAAUUUUUACCUCACAGGUGAUCGAGGCUACAAAGAUGAAGAUGGUUAUGUGUGGUUCGUUGGUCGCUCAGAUGACGUCAUCAUCUCUGCGGGUUAUCGUAUUGGUCCGUUUGAGGUGGAAAGCGCAUUGAUUGAGCAUCCAGGUGUUGCCGAGUCAGCAGUUAUAAGCAGUCCAUGUGAGACAAGGGGAGCGGUUGUUAAAGCUGUUAUUGUAUUAACGCCUUGUCAUCAGAAGAAAGAUAAAAUAGCACUAACGAAGGAGAUACAAAAUCAUGUGAAAACACUGACUGCUCCUUAUAAAUAUCCACGAAAGAUCGAUUUUGUUGAUUCUCUUCCAAAAACAAUAAGCGGUAAAAUUCGUCGAGUUGAAUUGCGUGAAAAAGAAUGGUCGAAAAAUGCCGAAACGAAAGAGUAACGAAAACACGAAAGUACUUAACGAUACGAAACAUAAAACAUGUUCGGUUAACAGAAAGACCAAUGCUUACGAACACUGUGGGUACUUAUUAGGGCCGUCGACAUUACAAUUGAAGUAGAGGGGCUGUAUUUUUAUUAAAAUAUCAGGAAACAAUGAAUUAUUUUUUUAUUUUCGUUUUUUAUAUUAUAAUAUAAUUUUAAUGCAGACAUCACAUCACUUUGAAAGCUACCAUUUUUUAACACGUUGUUAGUGUUUUAGUAUUUAAAGAAAAUAAAAAUAUGUGGUUAUUAUUUGUAGAAAACUUACUCACUUCCCUAGCUCAUAUAUUAUAAAUUUUUUUACAUAAUAAUUUCGCCACUUCUGUUUCUUAAGAAAAGCUACGGGAAUAAAGUGUACUCAUGCAAAUUGAAAUUCAUGCAAGUGUAAAAAUUUACGCAGGGGGUAUUUUUUAUUACACGUAAGGUUCCCGUCAGCGUUUUUGCCAGUAUUUGUUGUCAUCUCUCCCUUUUUUCUUCGCAUAGCUUGUCACUUGUUGUAUUUUUUGUAGAUAUGUUGUAUUUUAGAUAGAUGAUAAUUUGAGUAUGUUUUCUCCACGGUUGAUUUCGCGUCGGCACAAUAAAAUUUUAAAAGACGCAAA